Messenger RNA from Eimeria necatrix, 762 nucleotides. RefSeq names its product CSL zinc finger domain protein, putative. Lineage: Eukaryota; Apicomplexa; Conoidasida; Eucoccidiorida; Eimeriidae. The coding region runs from base 1 to 762 and encodes 253 amino acids. The record is from RefSeq and is a predicted model, not a curated record. The transcript has a single exon.
AUGCAGCGGAGCCUCUCAUCUGCUGCGGCCACUGCCACGACUGUGCAGCCUCACAGCAGCAGCAGCAGCAGCAGCAGCAGCGCAGCAGCAGCAGCAGCAGCAGCGCGUCCUCUGUGCUUCCUAACCUUGCGCCCUCCUGUUCCCUUCACAGUUCCUCCUGCGUGCCUCGAAAGUGCUGCUGCAGCAGCUGCUGCAGCAUCACAAGCCACAGCAGCACCUGCUGCUGCAGCAGCAGCAGCAGCAGCAGCAGACACGAGAGAGAGUGGAACUCCUUCAAAAGAGGAAACUCCAGGCACUGCUGCUGCUGCUCGAGUGGCUGAGGAGCAGCCGAAUAGCUCCGCUUCCGCAGCAGCAGACGUUGCUGCUGCUGCUGCUGCUGCUGAGCCUGUGCAGCAGCCGAAUGCGGGCUCACCAGCAGCAGCAGCAGCAGCAGCAGCAGCAGCAGCAGAUCCAGUGGAUGAGGCUGCCUACGAAGAAGUGCAGCUGAGGGAAUUGGAGUUUGAUGCUCUUGAGUCUCUUUUCGUUUAUCCCUGUCCUUGUGGGGACCUCUUCGAGCUGCCUCUCGCAGACCUGCAAGCAGCAGCAGCAGCAGCAGCAGCAGCAGCAGCAGCAGCAGCAGCAGCAGCAGAGUCGGGUUACAGCGGCUUCGCCCUCGCAUCUUGUCCCUCCUGCUCUCUCAAUCUGAAGGUGUUGUUUGACCAGCAGCAGCUGCAGGAGCUGCAGCAGCAGCUGGGGCUCGCGCUGCUGCCGGAGUGCUGCUGA